AACGCCCGUCCCCCCAUGAAGCGCAAAGGCUGCUGGGAAGUAAGGUCAAGAAUCACAGGCUGCUGUUCAAGACAAUCACCAUCGACUGCUGCUGGAAAGAUCGUCAAACUAUCACUCUUGGGGUAAAAAACAUUUGUGUAAGUUUGUUCGCUCAAAAUAGACGGAUCCACUUUGCUAAGAAUUAUUCAACAUUGAACUUAAAACACUCUAUCGCCCUCGUGCACUCUGCCGAAGACACAACACCGUGGCUAACUAACGUUAGCUGGUCAGCUGCAGCAUUGUUAUUGUUUUCGCUGGGUUUGGCGGCCGUAUAAACACUACUCCCCGAGGUACCCCAGCCCAGGCAGGGGUCCGGACUGGCUGAGUGAUGUGUUUCUGCUCCUCCCGGGAAGAUGGAUGAGAAGUCCACCAGCAGCAGCCACCAGAGGCUCCUCAUCGCCCUGCUCAUGUCGUUGCUUUUCGGAGUCAUCACGGUCCAGUAUGUGUGUCCCAGCAGGUCCGAGUGCCACAUGCUGCACCAGUUGGGAUCCUGGUUGAAAGUCGGCAGUGCAUCUGGUCCCCGGAGCAGUGGCAACGAACCCCGGGACGUGCUCCAAAAAGACCCGUACAUUGCAGAAGACGGCGCCCUGGUCCGCUUUGUCCCCCGUUUCAACUUCACCAAAGACGAUUUAUAUCGCGUUGUGGACUUCAACAUCAAAGGAGACGACGUUAUAGUUUUCCUACACAUUCAAAAAACAGGUGGCACCACCUUUGGGCGACAUCUUGUGCGAAAUAUCCAGCUGGAGAGACCAUGCGAGUGCCAUGCGGGCCAGAAGAAAUGUACCUGUUACCGGCCAGGUAAAAAAGAAACCUGGCUCUUCUCCCGGUUUUCUACCGGCUGGAGCUGUGGGCUUCAUGCGGACUGGACGGAACUAACAAAAUGUGUCCCGUCACGCAUGAACACACGAGAGGCUCCCAAGAACCUGCCCAGAUGGAACUAUUAUUAUAUAACCAUCUUGAGAGAUCCAGUAUCACGCUAUUUGAGUGAGUGGCGUCAUGUGCAGCGUGGUGCCACAUGGAAAGCCUCCUUACACGUGUGUGAUGGACGUUCACCAACGCUGUCUGAGCUGCCAAGCUGCUACCCUGGAGAUGACUGGUCAGGCUGCUCCCUUCAGGAGUUCAUGGACUGCCCCUACAACCUGGCCAACAACCGGCAGACCCGCAUGCUGGCUGACCUAAGCCUGGUUGGAUGCUACAAUGUCUCUGCCAUGAGCGAGGACGAGCGCUGGGCAGUACUUCUGCACAGUGCUAAGCGUAACCUACGCGACAUGGCCUUCUUUGGGCUGACUGAGUACCAACGUAAGACCCAGUACCUGUUUGAGCGAACCUUCAACUUGGAGUUCAUUGCACCCUUUACUCAGCUCAAUGGCACCCGUGCCUCUAGUGUUGACAUACCUCCCGAAAUACAACGCACAAUCCGUCAGCUAAACCGAUGGGAUGUAGAGUUGUACGAGUACGGCCGAGACCUUUUCUUACAGCGUUUCCAGGUGGCGCGGCAGCAGGAGCGCAGGCUGGCCAGAGAGAGGCGGCAGCAGGAAAGAAGGCGGCUCCGUGGAAGGCUUACAACAAAGCAAUGGAGGCAGCUGAAGCCCACAGAAACACCCCGUCCGCUUGACAGCCACUCUGUAGUUACUGAGGAGCAACUGAGGAAGAAGGCUGGUGGAGACAAUGUGGAGUUAGAGAUGCCUCUCCCAGAGUGGUGGGAUUUGGACGAGAAUAGCACCAUGGAGGAUUACAUGGACAACGUGGAACAGUGGUAGGGACAGGAAUGAGAGGUCUUAAUGCUAAAUGUGCCA
This is a messenger RNA of Solea senegalensis (Senegalese sole), 1835 nucleotides long. RefSeq names its product heparan sulfate 6-O-sulfotransferase 2 (gene hs6st2). Lineage: Eukaryota; Metazoa; Chordata; Actinopteri; Pleuronectiformes; Soleidae. The transcript has 2 exons. The coding region runs from base 393 to 1799 and encodes 468 amino acids. Gene Ontology annotation, molecular function: heparan sulfate 6-sulfotransferase activity. The record is from RefSeq and is a predicted model, not a curated record. Gene Ontology annotation, cellular component: membrane.